Messenger RNA from Dujonia railenensis, 1413 nucleotides. The record is from the annotation of a GenBank genome assembly. NCBI's taxonomy places the organism in Eukaryota, Fungi, Ascomycota, Pichiomycetes, Serinales, Debaryomycetaceae.
AUGGAUAGUAUGAAAAUGACGCAGAACGGUAACAUUUCUUCUACAAGCACUUCCCGCAUUCGUUCUCUUGGAGGAAUUAACACCAUUCGUGGAUUCAGAAUUGAUUCGCUUGACCUCCAAAAGGGCAAUAGGAUGUUAAACGCUUUGAUACUCGCAAGUGGUGAUGAAGAAGAAGAAGAGGUCCUUUUAUCCACGUGGCUGUUAUUGAAGACACAUAUACAAAGGUUAUGUCUUGUAUGUAUUUUGUAUAUCUACGGUUGGAUCGAUGCUGUCCUCUAUACUUGUUCAAAGUAUAGUGACACAUUUCUGAGCAUCAUCUUACUUGAGUGGUACUCUUCUUCUUGGUACAACACCAUUUUUGUUCCAUAUACAGCACUUAGUAAGUUCAUUGGAAUCGAACUCUUGGGCUGUACAGCAGACAAGAUCUGGUAUAUAUUUCCAAACAAGAUUUUUGACUGGUUACCCCAGUCAAUCGGCUUAAUUCUUCACCAAAAUAACUUUGACAAUGGCCCCGACGUGAACGUACCUCAGCCCUAUUUAAAUCAUGAUAAGAAAAUUGUGGUUCCAUCGAAGAAAGAGAUACAAGAAGCAAUUAAGAGUAGAAAUGAAUAUCUUACCAAGCAAAGAAUUCACCUAGCGGCUGAAGAAAUCAGAAUUUUAAGUGAGUUUACCAGAUUUGUCCUUUGGGUAAGUCUUCUUCCGAGAAAUAUAAAGUUUGUGACAAUAUUUGAACCUAAGGGUUCAAUAUGGAAAGAUGUUAAAGCCUUAAAGAGCUUAAGAGAUUCCCUAGUAGUAGAACUAAGUAGCUUCAGUACUUAUGAUGUCGGAUCACAACAGAAGACAAUUCCAAGAUUGGAAUUGAUCGACUGCUUUAGUGGGGAAAGACUAACGUUGAAUGAGAAUUGUAAGGCUCUUGACGGGAAUAAUCUCAACCCAGAAAGGGAGUUUAAGGACUCAGAAUCUAAAGAUAUCAACUUUCAGCCCGCAGGCAACGAAGAAAGUUGUCUUCACAUAUAUCUAUGUGAUGAUAGGUUGAAGACACUUCCAAUUGAAAAUUUUGACAUGCUUCCGCCAGCUCCAGAUUUGUUACUCGCUGCAAAUUGCCAAUGGAGAUUCAGGACUUUUGGCUUUUUGACAAGAUUAUCAGAAAUUGAAUUUCCACCCAACAAAGUCUAUUUUUUUGAAUCCAAGGGUAGUCUCAGCUUUAAAUUUUUCAUCAGAUCAAUUUACUAUUAUAGUGCAAGGAAUAUCAUAAAAAGCAGUGCUGACCAUUCGCAUUUGUCUGAUUCAAUGGCCAGCAUCAACUCCAACAAUUUUUUUCAUUUAUUUUUGGAAAGAUUAAGGAGCUUGAGACUAUUCGAUUUGAACUCUACUGCUUCCAAUCCUCCACUUACAAUAAGCGGAACAGAUUAA